Molecule: messenger RNA, 1233 nt
Organism: Annulohypoxylon maeteangense
Lineage: Eukaryota; Fungi; Ascomycota; Sordariomycetes; Xylariales; Hypoxylaceae
Product: S-adenosyl-L-methionine-dependent methyltransferase
Exons: 2
Coding region: 111-1184 (357 amino acids)
Biological process (GO): mitochondrial respiratory chain complex I assembly
Cellular component (GO): mitochondrion
Molecular function (GO): S-adenosylmethionine-dependent methyltransferase activity
Source: RefSeq, a predicted model, not a curated record
UCCAGCUUCGACGUCACAGCCAAUGAGACUCGGACUAUUCAAAAGCUCUAGCUUCAAUGUGCGCAUCGAUCUUCGAGAUGUGAAAGGCGACCAAUUGAUGAUCUGGGAGAAUGAAUUGUAGUCUCCGGAGAUCAAGCAUACUACUACCACGGGGUUUAAAAGUGGUAGGAGGAACAAUAAGCUCAACGUCAGCGGUACGGCGAUCAUACGCCGUCCAAGCUUCGGCACCUCCCGUCCACCAGGUCUUCAACCGCCGCACGAAAUGGCUGCAGAAGGAGCGUGCCGCCGCCGAUCUCCAAAAUAGCCGGGUGUCCGACUAUGUUAAAGAUGAGGUAGCCAUCCGGCUAUGCAAUAGAUUACUAGACAUCAAGCGCAGCUACCCCGAAGUCCUCGACCUCGGCGCAAACUCCUGCAACAUCGCGUGGGCCCUCUCCCGCCCCAACCCGGAUCCCGAUAGCCCAGAGCCCGUCACCGAACCCAUAGCCACCCGAAUCGGGCACCUUCUCGCCGUCGACUCCUCGCAGACCAUGCUACAUCGAGACGUAGACCUCCCCUUCAAUGAUCAAAUCAAUAUAACGCGGCAAGUGCUCCCGGACGAAGAGACCCUACCCUUUGCCGCGAACACAUUUGAUUUGGUGCUCAGUUCGUUGAGCAUGCACUGGAUCAACGAUCUGCCCGGAGUCCUGGCGCAGAUCAACAACGUUCUGAAGCCGGACUGCGCGUUCAUGGGCGCCAUGCUCGGCGGUGAUACGUUAUUUGAACUACGCACGUCGCUGCAGCUCGCGGAGAGCGAGCGUCGGGGUGGCAUAUCGCCGCGGGUGUCGCCGCUAGCGGACGUGCGGGACGUAGGCGGGCUAUUGCAGCGCGCCGGGUUUAAGAUGCUGACUGUGGAUGUGGACGAUGUGGUUGUGGAUUACCCCAAUACGUUCGCAUUGAUGCAGGAUCUGCGCGCUAUGGGUGAAGGGAAUGCGGUGCUGGGGCGUGAGAUGGGCGCGAUUCAGAGGGAUGUGCUAUUAGCUAAUGAAGCUAUAUAUCGUGAGCUUCAUGGUAACGAGGAUGGGACUCUGCCGGCUACCUUUAGGGUUAUAUAUAUGAUCGGCUGGAAGGAGUCUGCGGAUCAGGCUCAGCCGCUGCCGAGAGGCAGUGGAGAGAUUAACUUAAAGGACUUUCUGGAAAAGAAGUAGUUAUACUCGAAUCUAGGUAUAUAACGAAUUAAAGAAUCAAAGAAGGGAG